GUUUUCAAUAGAUGUCUAUAUAAUUGAGUUAAUUAAUAAUAUUUGAAUUUUAUAUUUAUCUUGUUGCUAUUCUUUGCUUUUUAGGGUCUUACGGAUAUUACCAUGUUGCAAUAUCAUCGACAUUUGCAAUAUAUUGAUCUCACUAAUAAUAAUGUAUCAUGUUUGUCGCCUCUGAGCGGCCUUCCAUACUUAAUGUAUUUAAACGCAUCGCAUAAUAAAAUUGAACAUGUGUCAGAUUUUACACCUCCUUGGUACCUCACCUACGUAAAUUUAUCUUACAAUCGUAUAACAGACAUAGGCGAUCUGAGCAGCUGCUGGAGCAUCGUUAAAUUAAACUUAUCUCACAACAUUUUAGAAAGCAUUUCUGGGCUAAAAAAUUUAAAGUAAAUACAAAAUAUGUGUCUUCCGAUGCGCGACCUGUAUUUACAAUUUGUUAUCGUUUUUUAUAGACAUUUACAGUACUUGAACUUGUCCUACAACCUCAUCGAACGUAUUGAAAAUUUGGACGAUCUGAAUAUACGAGAAUUAAAUUUAGAAGGCAAUUGUAUAACUUCAUUUAGAUCUGCCAUACCCGGCCGUGGCAUAAAUACGUUAUCUAAUUUGCGAACAAUUCUCCUGGGAUACAAUAGAUUGUCCACUCUGAGCUUUUUCAAAGUGAUCAUCACAAAAGAACGGAUUGCACGCCAAAGUAUUUCUAGUCCUGUUUUAAUUAAAUGGUUUUUAGGAUGCAUACACCUUACGCUUCGUAGAUCUAAAGUUCAAUAGAAUCACUGAUCUAAUGGAGAUAUUGAAUUUGAAGGGCUUCAUAUCUAAGAUCGACUUUAGAGGCAACGCCUGCACAAAAUGGCCCAAUUAUCGAAAUAUAUUGAUAUCUUCUAUAUCAAGCAUUAAAUUUAUUGACGGUGUUCAGGUCUUUCCGGAAGAAAAGGUGACAUCAGCUAUGCUGUUUGCUUCACCAUUGGACUUGAUAGCUGCCCGUAAAGUAGCAAAAUUAACUUUACUAGAACACUUAAAUAUCAACAAGAUAAACGCUCACGUUCAACCGUAUGAUGAAAUCAGCCCUCCUUUGAUAAUACUCACAGGACCGUCGGCGGUGAAAAAACUGGAACUGGCAUUGCAUGUAGCUCAAACAAUUCCCGAUAAAAUAAAAUAUUGUCUUUGGCAUACUACAAAGGAAAUAUGCGGAAACGAUGACGAAAGUAAAGCGUACAUUCUUGUAAACAAGGAAGAGUUUAACGACAUAGCACGGCGCGGCGAAUUUUUAGUAAUUCUGGAUCUUUUGGGCGAUUGUUACGGAUUUCAUGUAAAUCAGAUUAGUCCAUUGAUAUCUGAACGCAAAAUUGGACUUACUCAAAUGAAUUUAUACGCAGUCACCGAAAUUUCUAAACGAUAUCCGAACGUGAAAGCGAUCUUAAUAUUUACACAAAGUAUUGAUCUUCACAGAGAUUGGAUACAAGAGAAAUUUGAGGUUUACACAUGGCUUAAAGACAGUGUGGAAAAUUUGUUGGCUGUUAAAGUAAGCAAGCGUGAAGGAAAAACAGAGACUACUAGUUGCAUAUUAAACUUUAUCGAAGAAAUUUUGGAUGAGCAGCAAGAAAGGAUAACGUACGAAGAAAAAGCAAAAGCAUUAAAAAAUAUAUAUAUUGAACUUGUUAUAAAAAGUAGGAAAUUGUACUUGGACUACCACAAAAACCAUCCUGGCUUCUUUACUUUAGUGAAACGCAUCAUUUUAAGCAUACGGCUAUUUCCGUCAUGCUUGAAAGUAUCAUUGAUAAGAUCAGAGAAAAUUUAUCAAUAUCUAAACUCCAACGCAGAAAAAUAUUAA
Acromyrmex echinatior (Panamanian leafcutter ant) is the source of this 1825-nucleotide messenger RNA. RefSeq lists its product as uncharacterized. NCBI's taxonomy places the organism in Eukaryota, Metazoa, Arthropoda, Insecta, Hymenoptera, Formicidae. Gene Ontology annotation, cellular component: cytoplasm. Gene Ontology annotation, molecular function: protein binding. The record is from RefSeq and is a predicted model, not a curated record.